CCGCCUCAGCGCCUCGGCCAAGUUCACGGCAUGCCGGGAACUGUAGUUCCCGGCGCCUGAGAGCGCGGCGCUGUGGUGAUGGGCACCCGGGGCUGGUCUGACAGCAGCAGCUCCGCGGGGCGCCAGUUCACGCGGCCCCGUCCGGUGCUCCGCACCGCACCUCCAGGACGCAGCGUCCCUUUUGCCUCAACCCUCUCGCCCCGCAGGGGCCGGCCGCGCAGGCGGGGGCGGGCCUCUGAGUGGUGCGGCCAAUGGGGACCGCGCUUGCAGGCCAGGGCGUGGCGGCCCCGGCGCGACGCCCCGAGUGGCGGUUGUUUCAAGAUGGCGGACGUGGCGGGCCCCUCCUGCCCCGGCGUCGCGGCGUUCUGGAGCCGGGACUUUUCUGAUGAAGAACAAUCAGUAGUGUACGUUCCAGGAAUUUCUACUGAAGGAAAUGUCAGAUCAAGACACAAGCUGAUGAGUCCAAAAUCUGAUGUUAAACUUAAGACUUCCAGGGCGACCGAAGCUUUAGUCUCCAUGGAGUCCUUAAAAGGCGCAGGAGAUUCAGUAAAUGAACAGAAUUCCUGCAGGGGAGAAAUAAAGAGUGCAUCACUGAAGGAUUUAUGUCUUGAAGACAAAAGACGCAUUGCAAACUUAAUUAAAGAACUGGCCAGAGUAAGUGAGGAAAAGGAAGUGACAGAGGAAAGACUGAAAGCGGAGCAGGAGUCCUUUGAGAAGAAGAUCAGGCAGUUGGAAGAACAGAAUGAACUGAUCAUCAAAGAAAGGGAAGCUCUUCAGCUACAGUACAGAGAAUGCCAAGAACUUUUAAGCCUCUAUCAGAAAUAUUUAUCAGAACAACAAGAGAAGCUUACCAUGUCUGUCUCAGAACUUGGUGCUCCUAGAAUGCAGGAACAGCAGGUAUCCAGUAGGAAAAGCACUCUCCAGUGUUCAUCUGUGGAACUGGAUGGUUCCUACUUGAGUGUAGCCAGACCACAAACCUGCUAUCAAACCAAGCAAAGACCUAAGUCUGCGAUCCAGGAUUCAGCUUCAGAAUCCCUUAUAGGGUUUAGGAAUAAUUCUUUGAAACCAGUAACUCCUCGUCAUCCCAAAGAUGAUCUAGAGAAGAUACCAUCAGAGACCAGAACAUGUAAUUAUGAAUCUCCAGGGAGAAAACCAGUAGAAGCAGUCCUGACAGAGAAAAUGCCCCAAGAAGAAUUGCAGAGAAAGGAAUGUCGACACCUUAAGCCUAUUCCUAGUCAGUGCUGUGGUCGCAGACUUGCUGCAGAUCGUGUUCGUGAGAGCCACCCUAUGAACACGGCCUCUCAAUAUCCUAAGACACAUCCAGAAUCAUGCAGUUAUUGUGGUCUUUCUUGGGCAUCUCUGGUGCAUGGUGGAAGGGUGCUACAACCCAGUGAAACUUUGAAAAAGCACAUCUCAGAAGAGAGAAGGCGGCAACUGAUGCUUCAGAAAAUGGAGCUAGAAAUUGAAAAGGAGCGCCUUCAGCACCUGCUGGCCCAGCAGGAGACAAAGCUUCUUCUGAAACAGCAGCAGCUUCACCAGUCUCGACUGGAUUACAAUUGGUUAAGAACUCAGGCUGUGUUUAAGUCAAGAGAACUGGUUGCUGAAAAAGAGCUUACUAAACCCCAAGAACUCAAACUGGAUGUGAAUGGCAGUGACUCUGGACCAAGUUCAUUAAAGUCAAACUGUAAUGGCUCGCUGCUUGGAACGUCAUCAUCCAUUAAAAAGUACCAAGACUCCCCAAACAGUGGAGAGAAUAGGAAGGAGAAGAAGACAGUUGGGUUUCAUUCGCAUAUGAAAGAUGAUGCCCAGUGGUCAUGUCAAAAGAAAGAUACACGUAGACCCCAAAGAGGGACAGCAACAGGAGUUAGAAAAGACGCGUCCACAUCUCCUCUGCCAACAGGAAGCCUAAAGGAUCUUGUCACCACAGCCUCACCAUCAUUACAGCACACCACCUCCCAGUAUGAGACAUCUUUGUUGGAUUUGGUUCAGUCUCUGAGCCCAAACUCUGCUCCCAAACCUCAGCGCUAUCCCUCCAGAGAAGCUGGGUCCUGGAAUCACGGUACUUUCCGACUCAGUCCUCCAAAAUCAACCCGGAAGAAGAUGGGGAUGCACAGGACCCCUGAAGAGCUGGAGGAGAAUCAAAUUCUGGAAGAUAUAUUUUUCAUUUGACAUACUGCAAAAUUUUCCUAGGAAAUUUGUGGGUGUCCUCUCAUACUGAUCUAGGAUUUUAAAUUAUUUCAUUGCAAAGUAA
Molecule: messenger RNA, 2251 nt
Organism: Cebus imitator (Panamanian white-faced capuchin)
Lineage: Eukaryota; Metazoa; Chordata; Mammalia; Primates; Cebidae
Product: KIAA1328 ortholog
Exons: 11
Coding region: 79-2169 (696 amino acids)
Source: RefSeq, a predicted model, not a curated record